AUUACGCCAGUUUGUUUCUGUACUGUUUAUAAUUUAUAUUUGUGUGCAUGUUUGUGCUGUUGGUCUUUGUCUUCCUUGAAGAUCUACAAGCAACCAAAGAAACCAAAUUAGUUAAAAGUUUGUUUCAUUUCUCCUCCCAAUAGGGAAUUUUAUUUGUUCAUGAUAAACAGGGCCUCCUUCCAUCUUUCAGUCCAGCUUUUCAUCUCUUGCGUGAUCUGAUCCGUAAGUUAGGGAAAACAGUAAGUGUGUAGGCAUACUCUGUAGCACAAAUUUAAUGAGUUUUACCCUCCCAUGGAUAGAAUGGAGCUUCCCUGUUCAUUAAUUGAAUCUAUUAAACACCUUGUCUGUGAUCUCUUUAUAGUGUGUCUUCCCAUUGUAAAUUGGUACUUUCAAAUAUGUUAAGGGGAAAUCUUUUCUAUGAAUUCUGGUAAUCUCAGACACUUCAGCUUCUACUUCUUGACUUGCAUUGUGAUCAAGAAAGAUUGCAAUCUUGCCUUUGUUCAUUUUCUGAACACUUAUCUUUUUCAUAUAUUGAGAUAGUAUUCAUGAUCAAUAUUAGUGAUUCUUCAUUAGCAGAGGCAAAUAUGAUAGUGUCAUCAGUAUAAGCCAGAUGGUUUAUCUCUGGACUAUGCCAAAUCCAGCAAAUCUGUGCUCUGAGAGUGAUGCACUUAAUGCCCUUGGCAUGCAUUCUGAGGCCAAAAUGAAUAGAGUUGGUGAUAGAGAAGAGGAUCACCUAGUUUUACUCCUUUUUUUAAAAAACUACAUGGUUGCCCAUUGAUCAAAAUGGAAUACCAAUUAUUAGAGAUAAUUCUAUACACCAUGUAAAUGAGACUCCCCAAAUACCAUUAUUAAUUAGAAUCAAGUUAGUGCAAGUGAUAUAUCUGGAUAGUUCAUAGCCAUCAAACAAAGAUCUUACCAUUUUCAUCAUCCUCUUUAGGUAUUAGCAAAAUACCAAAUAGUCAACUCAUGAGUUAUAGCAAGGUCCCAUAAAGUUUUUGGCUUGAGGGUUCCAGACUGGAUAGUAAUUCACUAGAUCAGGGAAAAAGAUUGGCAGACUUCUCAAGUUAAGAGUCAUGUCUAUGCGAAAAGGUGUAAUCCACAAUCUUGCAAGACUUAGUACAAGAGGUACUCCAAAAAGAUUCAGAUCUGCAGGAACAAAGUUGCUUCUUUCUUCAGAGGAAACAACAGAAGUUAUAUUCCUCCCAAAAGCAAGAUCCUUUUGUAAUAGCACAGAUCUUUCCAAGAAUGAAUCCAAAGUUAUCAAACAUGAAAAUAUAUGCAGAGAAUCUGGUAAGACAACAAGAAGUGUCUUUGAUUUGAAAAGUUACAUGCUCCAAAAGGUCAAAUCUGUCAAUCAAGCCUUAGAUGCUGCUGUUCCAAUCAAAGAGCCUAUCAAGUUCCACGAAGCAAUGAGAUACUCACUCCUUUCUGAAGGCAAGCGGGUUUGCCCUGUACUCUGCAUAGCCGCCUGUGAGCUUGUUGGUGGGCAAGAAUCAACGGUGAUGCCUGCUGCUUGCGGAAUGGAGAUGAUAAUCUCUAUGUGUCUGAUGCACGACGACCUUCCGUGCAUGGACAAUGGUGAUCUCCGUCGAGGAAAGCUGUCAAAUCACAAGGUUUUUGGCGAAAAUGUCACUGUUCUAGCUGGUUAUUCACUUGUUGCCUUAGCAUUUGAGCAUAUGGCAACAACCACUAAAGGGGUGCACCCAAAAACAAUGGUUCGUGCUGUUGGAGAAGUAGCAAGGUUGAUUGGACCAGAGGGGGCAGUGGCUGGCCAGGUGGUUGACAUGCUGUGUGGAGAUAAAUGUGAUACUGGAUUGGAAGAGCUUAAGUAUAUUCAUAGUCACAAGACAGCAGAUUUUACAGAAGCCGCGGCUAUUGUAGGAGCAUUGCUUGGUGGUGCAUCUGAGGAGGAGAUUAAUAGAGUUAGGAAAUUCUCGCAGUGUUUUGGACUGAUGUAUCAGGUUGUGGAUGAUAUUCUUGAUGUUACUAAAUCCUCUGAGCAACUAGGAAAGACAGCGGGGAACGAUUUGUUGGCCAACAAAUUGACGUACCCAAAGAUGAUUGGCAUUGACAAGUCCAAAGAAUAUGCUCAAAAACUUAGCAAGGAGGCCAAGGAGCAGCUUGUUGGUUUUGCUCCAGAGAAGGCAGCUCCACUUCUUGCUAUGACAGAUUUUCUUCUUCAUCGGCAAAAAUGAAUAUGUGCUACAACCAAAAAGUUUGACGCUGUUGUCGGGGAUCAAACCCGGGUCACCCGCACGACAGGCGGGAAUACUUACCACUAUACUACAACGACUGCUUGUUGAUUCAAUAGGGAAUGGAAGCUUCAAUAAGGUUUUGAAGUUGCUACAAAUAGUUCAAGUAUUUCUCUUUCUGUUUUAGCUUUAUCAAUCAAAAUGGCAUUUUGUCUCAUGAGAUGAUCCACGCCGCCACAAAUGAGCAACAACAAUUUUUGAACGAGUCUGAUAUUGCUAGGGCGGUUAAUGCUGCAAUAAUCAUUAUUAUGAAAUAUAUGGCUGAGUAUCCUCUUAGGUAUGGUUGAAAUUAGGUCUUAUGCUGAAGGAGGAUUGCCUAAGUCUUGUAAGGAGUCCACCUCAUCUCAUUAACCACUGAUGUGGACUUUUGUCAUUCUUUAACAGGUAUGAACUUCACUAAAUUCUCUUGCUUAGACUCGAUUGUAAUGAAAAAAUAGUGAUCACUAUAAUUUAGACACAAACACAUAUUGCUAACUGAUUUGUCUUGCAUUUGGGCAUAUAUCUUGGACCAGAGCAAAUUAAAUGGAAAAACUGCAAAUGAUUUGCUAAAUUGGGAGGAAAAUGAGAUAUUCUUGUAAGGUAUAAUACAUUUAUUGGACCCUAAAUUUGGCAUCAAAUUUUAAUUUUGACCUCUAAUUUUUAUAGUGCACAAGCACAAAUAGACAUUUUAACUAUCUUACAUUUAAAUAAAUAAACACACGAUUUGUAAAGUCAAAGAGCGUGAAAGGCAAACGCUCCAACGUAUCUGUCAACUAGUUAAAUAUUUUACACGUCAAUUUUAGAACUAGAAAAAAUUAAAAUUAAUUUUAAUUUAUGGUUUUAGAGCUCGGAGCUCAUUCUUUGACAGAGCUUAGAGGUUUGUUGAUGGCUGGCUUCUUGGUUUAGGUAUUUGUGGUUGUUGGGUCUGUCUUCAUGGGAUUUUGGGGGUCAUUUGGCUGCUGUUUUGUGUCUUGUUCGAGCUGCUGGUUGCAGCAGUUUGGUGAUGAUUCUCGCCGGAGACGACAAAUCUGAUGGGUUUGGGGUCAAGUAUUUGGUGGGUUCAGCGAGUUUGAAGUUCGUUCGCUUCAUGGGUUGUGCUUCGGUGUGGAGGAAGAAGAAGAACGGUUGGGCAAAAUGAAUGGGUUUUUUGGGUUGUCGGAGAUUGGACGGAAUCCGGGGUGGUAGAAUUGUCAUUUCAGCAUUUUUUUCUGUUGUGAGCUUAAAAAAUUACUCCUCACGCGCGUAGAAUACGUGAUUUUCACGCGUUUUGACAGAUAAAAAUCACGUGCUUAUUUAUUAAAUAGUAGGAUAAUUAAAGUGCGUAUUUAUGUACUAUGAAAGUUGAAGAUCAAAAUUAAAAUUUGAAGUUAAAUUUUGAAGUCUAAUAUAUAUAUUAUGCCUUCUUGGAA
This is a messenger RNA of Solanum lycopersicum (tomato), 3640 nucleotides long. Its product is annotated as geranylfarnesyl diphosphate synthase, chloroplastic-like. Lineage: Eukaryota; Viridiplantae; Streptophyta; Magnoliopsida; Solanales; Solanaceae. Gene Ontology annotation, molecular function: geranylgeranyl diphosphate synthase activity. The record is from RefSeq and is a predicted model, not a curated record. Gene Ontology annotation, biological process: isoprenoid biosynthetic process.